GCGUGUCCCGUGAUGUAGAGAGAACCCCGGACAUAUCAAAGUGUUCGCUCCAAACAACGUUCUACUCACCUUUUAAACUCCGAGGAGGACUUUUUUUCGACGGACAGCAGCUGUUACCUUCACGAUGGCUUUGGAUUGAUUGACUUAAAAUGGCAGAGAUUUUUACCACAGUUUUUCUGUCCUGUGUACUACUAUGUGUUCUCCUAAGACAGCUAGUGCUCCAAAACACUGCUACUAAAAAAACUAACUUCAUCAUAAUAUUAGCAGAUGAUAUAGGCUGGGGUGAUCUUGAUGCAAAUUUAAGUCCUGAGGUCAGAAGGAAUAACACACCUUACCUAAACCUGAUGGCCCAGCAGGGACUCAGAUUCACAGACUUUCACUCUCCAGCCUCCACCUGUUCACCAUCUCGAGCGGCCAUCUUAACUGGGCGCUAUGGCCUGAGAAAUGGUGUGACCCACAACUUUGGGGUGAACUCUGUAGCAGGUCUACCCUUGUCUGAGGUCACCUUUCCCCAGUUACUCCAAGCAGCUGGAUACUACACAGCUAUGAUUGGCAAGUGGCAUCUGGGACACAACGGACCCUACAGCCCUACCAACAGAGGGUUCACCAACUAUUUAGGCAUACCGUACAGCAAUGACAUGGGCUGCACAGACACACCUGGAUAUGAUCUACCACAGUGUCCUCCCUGUGACUCACGAGGGCCAAAGGGUAACAGACUCCUGGGAAGUGAACGGAGAGGCUGUUACUCCAAAGUGGGGCUUCCUCUGAUGAAAAACAACAGCAUCGUGGAACAGCCCCUUGACCUCUGGACACUCACAGAAACAUACAAGUCGACUGCACUAAGUAUUAUACAUUAUGCAAGGCAGAAUGGACAGCCCUAUCUGCUGUUUUUAGCUUUGGCACACAUGCACGUUCCACUGGCCCCACGCCUCAGUCCCCCCUUGAGUUCUGACCAUUCAGUGUACACCGCUAGUCUGCAGGAGAUGGACAGCCUGAUAGGGGCACUAAAGAGUGCUGUGGAGGGUUCAGACACCCUAAUUUGGUUUACAGGCGACAAUGGGCCUUGGGAACAGAAGUGUCAGUAUGCCGGGAGUGUGGGACCAUUCAGAGGGAAGUGGCAGGUUAACAAAGGUGGAGGUUCAGCCAAGCGGACUACUUGGGAAGGAGGCCAUAGGGUCCCAACCGUGGCUUACUGGCCUGACAAGAUUCCUCCAAAUACUACCAGCUCUGCCGUACUGAGUGGCAUGGAUAUUUUCUCCACUGUUCUGGCUCUGGCUGGAGUGAUGCCUCCCUCAGACAGACGUUACGAUGGGGUCGAUGCCACUGAUAUCCUCUUGAAAGGGGGACAGACCAGCCGUGAAUUCUUGUUCCACCCAAACAGUGGUGCAGCAGGCCAGUAUGGAGAUCUGCAAACUGCUCGCUGUGGAAAAUACAAAGCUUUUUAUAUUACAGGGGCAGCAGAAGCAUGUGGUGGGUCAACAGGAAGUGAAGAGCUCCAUGACCCCCCUUUAAUAUUUGACCUGGAAGCAGAUGAAGCAGAGGAAAGCCCAUUGGAUCCCCAGACGCCAGAAUAUCGUGAGGUGGCAGACAGGAUUGCCCGUGGGAGAGAGGAGCUGCUCUGGGACAUAGCCACUGACAGAUCUGUGUCUGCAGCAGACUACAGCAUAGACAGUAAGGCCGCACCCUGCUGCGACCCCACACAGCCUGUCUGUCGCUGUCGCACAAGAGGCUUGUCUGUGUAACUAAAUAUUGAUUUGAGAACUGGACACAGUGGAGCUCAAAGUCCAAAUGUGGUCAGACAUUUAUCAACAGAGUAAAGAAAGUGUUAUUUCAAAAGUGUCAAAACUAUUGGAAUGGUCAUAUUCUGCAAGUGUUGUGAAGAUUUUGAGUCACCAAGACUCACACAGUCACAAUUAAACCAAUGUAAUUUUUAACUGGUAAGCAUUGUUUUAUCUCUAAAAUAUGCAAAAACAGUAUGUCCUUGCAUGUACUCCUUGUGGUCUGCAGAGAGCAAAUGAAUGGGAGAAUAAGGAGCUGAAUGUUUACAGAUAAAGCUACUUGCAGUUUAAUAUACACAGUCACUGUAAAAAAGACAGACUACAUUGACUUUCUUGUCAGUUUAAUAAGUUCUAUUGUACAUGUAGUUAUGGAACGAUUUAAGCAGUUUAAAGAUGUUCAACAGUGCCACCCAUUGGCAGCUUCGAUGUAUUACCAUAUGAUCCAUUACAAUAGUACCA
Periophthalmus magnuspinnatus is the source of this 2237-nucleotide messenger RNA. It is a transcript of the gene arsg, whose product is annotated as arylsulfatase G. The transcript has 11 exons. NCBI's taxonomy places the organism in Eukaryota, Metazoa, Chordata, Actinopteri, Gobiiformes, Gobiidae. The coding region runs from base 150 to 1742 and encodes 530 amino acids. The record is from RefSeq and is a predicted model, not a curated record. Gene Ontology annotation, molecular function: arylsulfatase activity.